Molecule: messenger RNA, 1724 nt
Organism: Synchiropus splendidus (mandarinfish)
Lineage: Eukaryota; Metazoa; Chordata; Actinopteri; Syngnathiformes; Callionymidae
Gene: nucb2a
Product: nucleobindin 2a
Exons: 13
Coding region: 98-1546 (482 amino acids)
Cellular component (GO): extracellular exosome; endoplasmic reticulum-Golgi intermediate compartment
Molecular function (GO): calcium ion binding
Source: RefSeq, a predicted model, not a curated record
CUGGCAUCUGAUCUGACCAAUGAGCUUGGAGAUCGUACUGUCGUCGCCUGCUCAGUAGCGAGCGGCUUUACUGUCGACUCCAACCCAGCUGCUUCAGAUGAGGCUCUUCGUCGGAAAUAAAAUGCGGUGGAAUCAGGCCCUGGUCACCAGCCUGGUGCUGCUGGUCAGUGUGGAGUCAGUUCCCAUCAGUAUGGACAAGACCAAGAUCAAGCCGCCGGAGAAGAUCGCCGUCGAGCCUCCAGCCAGUGUGGACACUGGCCUGCACUACGACCGCUACCUCAGGGAAGUCAUUGACUUUCUAGAAAAAGAUCAGCAUUUUCGAGAAAAGCUCCACAACACUGACAUGGAGGACAUCAAGCAAGGGAAGCUGGCGAAGGAGCUGGACUUUGUGAGUCACCACGUCAGGACAAAGCUGGACGAGCUGAAGAGGCAGGAAGUGAAUCGACUACGCACGUUGAUAAAAGCCAAGCAAGACAUCGAAGGAGGAAACGAUAUUGCAGUGGACCACCAGGCUCUGCUCAAACAGUUUGAGUAUCUGAAUCACAUGAACCCGCACACAUUUGAGGUAGAGGACCUGGAUCGACUGAUAAAAUCGGCCACAAAUGACCUGGAGAACUUCGACAAAGAGCGACACGAGGAGUUCAAAAAGUAUGAGAUGAUGAAAGAGCACGACAGAAGGGUCCACCUCAAGUCCCUGGACGAAGCCGAGCGUAAAAAGGAGGAGGAGCACUACGAGGAGAUGAGGAAGAAACACGCCGAUCACCCCAAAGUCAACCACCCGGGCAGUCAGAACCAACUGAAGGAGGUGUGGGAGGAAACCGACGGCUUGGACCCCGAGGAUUUUGAUCCCAAAACCUUCUUCAACCUCCACGACAGUAACGGCGACGGCUUCUUUGACGAGCAGGAACUGGAGUCGCUCUUCACCAAAGAGCUUGAGAAGAUCUACGACCCCACCAACGAGGAGGACGAUAUGGUGGAGAUGGAGGAAGAGCGGCUGCGCAUGAGGGAGCAUGUCAUGAACGAGGUGGAUACGAACCACGACAGACUGGUGUCUCUGGACGAGUUCCUGGUUGCCACUAAGAAAAAGGAGUUCCUGGAGCCUGACAGUUGGGAGACACUCGAGCAGAACCAGCUGUACACCGAUGAGGAGAUGAGGGAGUUUGAGGAGCACCUCGCUCAGCAAGAAGAGGAUCUUAACCAGAAGACUGUUGACCUCCAGAAGCAGAGAGAGGAGCUGGAGAGACAGCAGGAGCAGCUGAACGCCCAGAAGAUCGAGCUGCAGCAGGCGGUUGAGCACAUGGAAAAACUAAAAUUCCAGAAAGAUGUUCCCGAGGUUCACGUGGAAGGAAACGCAGUUCCAGAGUCACAAGCACAUGAGUUGCAUCAGGACCCAGCGGCGCUGCCAGCAGAACAUCACCAGCCUCCAGACCAGGCCCCUCAAGAGCAGCUGCAGGAGCACCAUCAACAGCAGAAGCAGGACCUUCCCCAGCAGACACACCAGUUUGUGCAGCAAGGGCAAGAGGUCCUGCAGAAUAAUGUGCUUUAGAAAACACUUCAAGGACCCUCAGACUGUUUCAAAAGUCCCCGAGGACCAGUCUCUCCAGGGCGCCCGGCCCGCUUUCACGAGCCAACCCAGGGCUCUGCAGGACUCUUUGGGAGUCGGACAAAAUGAACAAUCCCGGUGUUAUAAUUUGAAACCAUGACAAAAAAUAAUUUUAAAACUA